This is a messenger RNA of Equus quagga, 2687 nucleotides long. RefSeq names its product SIX homeobox 1 (gene SIX1). The record is from RefSeq and is a predicted model, not a curated record. Gene Ontology annotation, cellular component: nucleus; transcription regulator complex. Gene Ontology annotation, biological process: regulation of transcription by RNA polymerase II. NCBI's taxonomy places the organism in Eukaryota, Metazoa, Chordata, Mammalia, Perissodactyla, Equidae. The transcript has 2 exons. Bases 270 to 1124 code for a protein of 284 amino acids. Gene Ontology annotation, molecular function: RNA polymerase II cis-regulatory region sequence-specific DNA binding; DNA-binding transcription factor activity, RNA polymerase II-specific.
CAAGCAGCAUCCACCCGGCGGGAGGCCGGAGCCAGCGAGGCCCGAAAGGCUGCGGAGUAAGCCGGCCGCUCCAGCGCGCGCUCCACUCUUCCUCCUCCUCUUUCUCUGCCGCCCAUCCUCAAAUCUCGGCUCGCUUUUUCGCCUACGGAAAGCCUAGGGAGGGGGUUAGGAGCAGCCGCGCCCCCCUCCCUGCGGCUGCCUCCCCCUGUUUUUUCGGCUCUGCUCCCUGCCGCGUGCGCCCGGGCAGUGCGCCCCGGCAGGCCCCAGCCAUGUCGAUGUUGCCGUCGUUCGGCUUUACGCAGGAGCAAGUAGCGUGCGUGUGCGAGGUUCUGCAGCAAGGCGGGAACCUGGAGCGCCUGGGCAGGUUCCUGUGGUCACUGCCCGCCUGCGACCACCUGCACAAGAACGAAAGCGUGCUCAAGGCCAAGGCCGUGGUCGCCUUCCACCGCGGCAACUUCCGCGAGCUCUACAAGAUCCUGGAGAGCCACCAGUUCUCGCCUCACAACCACCCCAAGCUGCAGCAACUGUGGCUGAAGGCGCACUACGUGGAGGCCGAGAAGCUGCGCGGCCGACCCCUGGGCGCCGUGGGCAAAUAUCGCGUGCGCCGAAAAUUCCCGCUGCCGCGCACCAUCUGGGACGGCGAGGAGACCAGCUACUGCUUCAAGGAGAAGUCGCGGGGCGUGCUGCGGGAGUGGUACGCGCACAACCCCUACCCCUCUCCGCGUGAGAAGCGGGAGCUGGCCGAGGCCACCGGCCUCACCACCACCCAGGUCAGCAACUGGUUUAAGAACCGGAGGCAAAGAGACCGGGCCGCCGAGGCCAAGGAAAGGGAGAACACCGAAAACAAUAACUCCUCCUCCAACAAGCAGAAUCAACUCUCUCCUCUGGAAGGGGGCAAGCCGCUCAUGUCCAGCUCAGAAGAAGAAUUCUCACCUCCCCAAAGUCCAGACCAGAACUCGGUCCUUCUGCUGCAGGGCAAUAUGGGCCACGCCAGGAGCUCAAACUAUUCCCUCCCGGGCCUCACAGCCUCGCAGCCCGGCCACGGCUUGCAAGCCCACCAGCACCAGCUCCAGGACUCCCUGCUGGGCCCCCUCACCUCAAGUCUGGUGGACUUGGGGUCCUAAGUGGGGAGGGACUGGGACCUCGAAGCAGCGACUGGGGACACUUGUAAAUAGAAAUCAGGAACAUUUUUGCAGCUUGUGUCUGGGGUUCUUUGAGCAUAAAGGAAUGGUGGACUUUCACAAAUAUCUUUUUAAAACUCAAAACCAACAGCGAUCUCAAGCUUAGUCGCCGCCUUCUCUCAGACUCUUUCCACUCUUGCAUUUCCCCUCCCAGAUCAGGAAAAAAAAAACCAACAAAAAAACCCAAACAAACAAAAGCCCCCAGUCACCCAGUCUUGGUUCUGGGCAACCAUGUGCCUGCUUCGGAAGCCUUUUUUUUUUUUUUCCAAUGGAUGGGAAUUACAAAUCAACUGGAUUUUAAUUAUUUCCUUUUAAUUUAUUUAUGGAAAAAUCUUUUGGGCAAAGGAAAAGGAAAUGAAAAAGAGAGAGAGAGAGAAGUCAAAAUAGUGAGAAUAGGAGCCCCCAGCCUGGGAGGAACUGGUUGCAUUCUUAACGUGAAUAGGAAAAAUACGACCUUAUAACUUUUUUUGAUGGGGAAAAAUUAAGUUUACAUUUUUCAUAUUUAGUGUUAAACAAUUUUAUGUAGAUUAAAAUGCAAGAACAGUAUUAGGGGGAAAAAACAAGUGCCUAAAUGUCUUAAUGCUCUCUAUGUGAGGCAGUUAGAAAUAGAAGUGACCAUUAGUAAUACAACUAUUUUUGUCAGAUUUGGUGGGGUUUUUUUGGUUGUUGUUUGUUUUCUUGGGUUUUUUUAUGGCAAACUUUUAAAAUGUACCAAUGUGAAAAAACACUUUCCUGAAUGCCAUUACUUCCCACGCCCUCGAAGCUUUCAUAUCUGUAGCCUAUCCUGUUAAGGAUUUCUCCUGUUCCUAGUUUAUAGCUUGCAAAAAUAUUCGACAAAUCUGGCAACCUGGUAUUUGUUACUAAAACAGCAUGUGUUUUCAGGUUUCUUUUCUAUUGUACCUAAACCAGUCUAAAUUAAAACUUAGUAGAACACCAGGAGUAUGAUUCUCUUUCUGAAAGGUGAGUUGUGUAUUGCUGUCAUUGGGCCCUAUUUUUUUUCCCAACUAGUUUUCUUGCUUUCUUACUUAAUGGUGGCUGUGAAUUACAGGGUACUUUGAAGGCCAUCACCUGAACCAAGAGUGGUGACUGAAUUAAUUAUAUGACAGAAAAAGAGUGAAUUUAGCUCUGGAUAUUUAUUUUUUUUAUUAUUUAGAUAUGCAGUUUUGUUUACCACUAGCUCUUCUCCACAGCAUUUGUCUGUUAACUCAGCUCUUUUGUAUUGACAAGUUUAUGACAAGACUGUGAAAGUAAAAUAAUUCAUCUGCUUGGGGAAAAAAGGGAACUCGAACAAGGAUAGCAACAUUGUGAAUUAAUCUGUACAAAUAGAAAGCAGACCAGCAGGAUAGGAGCUCUGCAACGCUGCCGGAGAGUAUCCAGAAAAAUCCCAGUAACCAUGUAGGCUCCAUAUUAUUUUUGCCUGGGGCAAAAAUGAUGUAUCUUUGUAUUUAGCUUUUAAAAUUAGUGAAACAAAUGGCAUUAUUUAUUAAAAUUCUACUCAGGAUAACA